Schistocerca gregaria is the source of this 2210-nucleotide messenger RNA. RefSeq names its product corepressor interacting with RBPJ 1. The record is from RefSeq and is a predicted model, not a curated record. NCBI's taxonomy places the organism in Eukaryota, Metazoa, Arthropoda, Insecta, Orthoptera, Acrididae. Gene Ontology annotation, biological process: negative regulation of DNA-templated transcription. Gene Ontology annotation, molecular function: transcription corepressor activity. Gene Ontology annotation, cellular component: nucleus. The coding region runs from base 361 to 1485 and encodes 374 amino acids. The transcript is spliced from 7 exons.
GAAUACCUAUUAUCACAUUCCAUGGAGUUCCGCAUGAGCUAGAGGCUAGUUUAAGAGGCUCGAAAGCGUCAUCUAAUUACUCGAAAAAGCUGAGCCGGAAAUAAUCUUUUCUCACAUCAGAUCAAAAAUAUCUCUCAAAACUAUACCGAAUCACAGUGCAAUAGUCGUGAUGAAUAGCGAUAGUUUGGUAACUCGAAUGUAUUAUAUCGAACUGUGCAAUCGCUGUCACCUGUCACAGGCCUUUCAGACGCAGUGUUUUGGAGAUGGAGUAGGACAAGGAGAGUGGUUGUGGAAUAGUGUUUACUUUGUGUAUUUUGUUUGUUUGUUGUGACUAGUGUUAGUGCCAAACACACAUAAAAGAUGGGGAAAGGAUUUAAUAAUUACAUGUGUAAAAAGUUUUUCCAUCCUGCCUCUCGAGAUAACUUAAAGAGAGUAUGGAUGGCCGAACAGAAAGCCGAUUCUUAUAAGAAAAAGCAAGAAGAACUUAGAGUACAAUAUGAAAAGGAGCAAGAUUUGUACACCAACAAGGCGUUGCUGAGCAAGGAGAGCAAGGACAAACUUAGUGUCAAUUUUAUGUAUGAACCACCUCCAGGAACUAAAAAAGAACGUGAAAGAGAAGACGAUGAGCCAGAGUAUAAAUUUGAAUGGCAGAGGAAAUUCAAUGCCCCAAGAGAGGACUACUGUAAAGGUGAUUCAGAAAUUCGGGACCAACCAUUUGGUAUACAAGUGCGUAAUGUUCGCUGCAUUAAAUGUCACAAGUGGGGACACAUUAACACAGAUAAGGAAUGUCCUAUGUAUAAUCAGUCAUCAAGUGCUGAAAACACAGCUUCUUCUCUUGAUACACAUUUGUUGCUACAGCAGAUGAGGGAGGAUGGACUUGCAAUGAAAAAGAGUGCACUUUCUCUCCAGCAGCAGACGUCGCAGAGGUCAGUGAAAGUGGAGUCAGAUGAUGAGAAGCUGAAGACAUCAGAUAUUGAGAUGCUGAAAUCCCUGUCAAAAAAGCAGAAGAAAAAGCUUUUGAGAGCUUUACUUAAAUUGGAAAAAAUGGAAAAUGGACAUUCAAAGGAAAAGAGGAAGAAGCACAAAAGCCAUUCAAAACAAAAGAAAGAGGAUAAUACAGACAGUUCUAAUUCAGAUGGAGAACAAAAGCAUAAGAACAAGAAAAAGAAAUCAAAGAAAACAUCAAGCAAGAAACAUAACGAUAAAGACAAGAAGAAACAGAAGAAAAAGCAGCACAACCAUAACGAACAAUCGUCAUCUUCUACCUCAAGCUCAAGCAGUAGUAGUGAAGACAGUAGUAGUGAAAGUGAAGCAGAAGAAAACUCAAAAGGAAAAUCAAAGUCAAAACAUUAUCAUGAAAACAGAAAAUCUGAAGAUAAAAGACACCCAACCUACAAUGAUGAACAGUCUGACUCAAAAUCAAGAAAGAGAAGAUCAAUAGAAAACCACGAGGGAUCUUCAGAGAAGAGGCAGCGUAGAUCUUGAUUUCAUGCCAUGGUCAAAGAGCAUUGGCAACAGUUUUCAUCACGGAUCACUUUGUUUCAAUAGACAAUCAUUUAUAAAAUUUUCUGGAUUUAUUUGGAAUAAGAAAUAUCAUUUGAGAGAUAGUUGUUGGAGAAUAGUUGUGUAUUAAUUCCACACAUCAUUGUUAUAUUAAUUGUUUUAAGCGAUACUUCGUGACAGCCCUUCCAUCAUACUUUGUGACAGCCCUUCCAUCAUACUUUGUGACAGCCCUUACAUCUGUGAAACUGAAGCAGCCACACUUUGUGCAAACUCAGAUUUGUGUUUAAUUAGAGAAUUAUGCUAGUGCUGUGUUAUAUAUAAAGGUUUCUUUCAUUCACAGAGUAAAAUGUAGAAAAGGAGCUAAUGAAAUAAAAUUGAUGAUGAUUUGUAUCGGUGGUUAAUAAAUUAGUAACCAUGUGAUCACCCUCAAAAUAAUUUAUGUUUUUAGACGGUAAAAUAAUUGCAUUCUUAGACUAGCUAUAGUAAAAAAAUAAUGUGAAUUUUUUAAUUUAUGCAAUGAAUAUUUUACUAUAGUAGUCAGUCUUCCAUUACAUACUGAGAAUAAGUGUAUGAACAAUGCAAGUACAAAACAAAGUAAUUUUUUGGAUUUUGCAGGUAGUGCCCCACAGCUCAUAAAAAUUUAAAGAAAUUUAUUUUUAUGUAUCAGUGUGAACAACUAAUAAACAAGCCUGUAUUUUGCUACUAGA